AAUCAAACAAGUAUAAGAAUACUUUGGCAGAAUUCUGUAAGGAAGAUAAUGAAAUUAUUGAAAAUAAUCCUUUGACCGCAAUUAUACAAAAUUAUAUCAUAGAGAAAAUGAGAAAUGAUCUAAAUUUGUCAAUUUCGACUUCUCCACGAAUGCCCACAACUCCUUCAACACUACCACUUACACCAUCCACACCACUUCCUAUAUACUCUACAAUACAUACUAUAACCUUUGAAUCAAACAUUGAAUCUCUAUGUAUUCUUCCAAAUUCAACAAUAGAUAUUGUCGCUAGUCAUAGUAAAUACUUAAUGGUCACAACUGAUAAUGAAAAUGGUAGAAUUAUCAUGUUUAAAACAUUUAAUACAAUCAAUUGUAGCAUUGAUGACCAACAAAAUAAUAUUAACAAGAAUGAAGAUAUUACGUCUUCAAUAUUGAUCCAAUUAGCAAACUUUUAUGACAUACCUUCACCAGAAUCGUCCCCAAUCUCUUCAUCUCCAACAAUUCUAUCAAUCGCUAUUCAAAAAUUUACAUACCCGAGAUUACUCUGGUUAUGUAAAAAUAAUAGUGAUUCAAAAAUUAGUAAUUCAGAAUCUGAUAAUGAUAAAUUAAGUGGUCACUCUGAUGUUGUGCGUGAAAUGUGGUAUAAUGAAGAAAGAGAUUUGUUGAUUACUUGUGGUUUUGAUAAAUACGUAAAAAUUUGGGGAAGUAAUGAAUUAUGCAGAGAAUUGAUGAAAGACUUGAAAGAAGGAGAGAAAAAGAGGAAUCAAGAGUUUUUU
This is a messenger RNA of Racocetra persica, 773 nucleotides long. NCBI's taxonomy places the organism in Eukaryota, Fungi, Glomeromycota, Glomeromycetes, Diversisporales, Gigasporaceae. The record is from the annotation of a GenBank genome assembly.